Homarus americanus (American lobster) is the source of this 348-nucleotide messenger RNA. Its product is annotated as mucin-21-like. NCBI's taxonomy places the organism in Eukaryota, Metazoa, Arthropoda, Malacostraca, Decapoda, Nephropidae. The transcript has 3 exons. The record is from RefSeq and is a predicted model, not a curated record. Bases 1 to 348 code for a protein of 115 amino acids.
AUGGCAGCAACAACAACAGCAGCGACGGCAACUAACGGCAGCGGCACCGGUAACGGCAGCAACAACAGCAACAGCACCAACAGCAGCACCGAUAACAGCGCAAUGGCAGCAGCGGCACCAGCCAGCAGCAGCACCAGCAGCAGCAGCACCAGUAACAGCAAGGCACCACAGCAGCACCGUGGUAACGGCAGCGCAACCAGCAGCACCGAUGGCAACAGCAACAGUAACAGCAAUAGCACGGUAACAAUAAUGACAGCGGCUAAUACAAGCAGCACAAGUGACAACAGUAGCACCAGUGGCGGCAGCGGCACCGGCAUGAACGUGCACAUCAAUCACGACUACGGCUGA